Molecule: messenger RNA, 1584 nt
Organism: Haliotis rubra (blacklip abalone)
Lineage: Eukaryota; Metazoa; Mollusca; Gastropoda; Lepetellida; Haliotidae
Exons: 2
Coding region: 1-1584 (527 amino acids)
Molecular function (GO): zinc ion binding; protein binding
Source: RefSeq, a predicted model, not a curated record
AUGUUAUUUUGCAAAUGUGAUGUGUUUACAGAUACGACCAAUUGUACCUACUGCCAAGAACAUGGGGAGACAACUGUGGCUGUUGCUUGGUGCUCCGUCUGUGUUGAUGCACUCUGUGAGAAAUGUACUGGAGCUCACAACUGCAUCCCAUCAUUUCGUCACCAUGACGUCACUGACCUGUCUGGAGAGGUCAAGGUCAAGGGUAAGCGAAAGGCCAUGUGCACAGAGCACAAACAGGAGUCGCUAGAAUUUCUGUGUCAGGACUGCAAGAAGGCCGUGUGUCAGAAAUGUUGCAUACUUUACCACAGGAAAUGUGAUGCCGUUGUCACGAUCCCCUCACAGAUGGUGACAAUGAAAACAGAUCUGACAGAAAUGAGGAAGUCAUUAUCAAAGAAGGAAGGUGAGACAAAACUUCGUGUGAAGGAACAAAAGUUGCAGGAGCAGAGAGAGAGAGAUCAUUAUUCACUGAUGAAGUCACAUAUUCAUUCCGCAUGCCAGAAAGUUAUAGAUCGGGCCAAGAAAAAAGAAAGGAAGCUACUCGAUCGGAUGGAAGAUAUUUCACAUAAACACAUCGGACAAAUGAAAGCAGACAUAAAGACAGGUGAGAUGUCAGUACUGAUAUACCAACAACAGACGGAGCUGAUAGACCUGGCUCUACAAUCUGAGUGUGACAUGGAUGUGUAUGAGAUGUAUCAGGGAUGUGAGGCCGGUGAUGUGGAGGCUGUCGGAGACGCUGACCUGAAGGAGAGAGGAAGAAUAGCCAGUGUCACAUUCAGACAGGACACAGGCAAGCUGAGUAAAGCACUGGACGAUCUACAGCUGGGUGAGAUAAAGGUCCUGUAUGAGAGUAUGCUGGACCUGAAGGCUACUCCUGUGUUACAAGACACCAUUGACAUCACCGUAGCAGGCAAUAGGAGUACGGCAAACCCCAAUGACGUGACAGUGCUGGUGGGGAAUGACACAGACACCGUUGUAGUCACAGACUGGGGUAACACCAGUGUGAAGUCCUUCUACGUCAAGAACAACCAGACACAGCACAGUAAACUCAGUCUGAGUGGUGACCCAUGGAGUCUGACCAAGUUGACACACAACCGGGUGGCUGUCACUGUCCCGUACAGUGAACAGAUUGUAACAGUAAAAGUCAAACCAGACCUGGAGUUACUGACAACCAUCACAACCAGCAAACAGUAUGUGGGUAUAACGUCCCUGACUCCAUCAACACUAGCAGCUAGUUCCCAGUCUCCUCCCUGUGUUGAUAUCCUGGAUAUGACAGGAAACGUGCUGAGGUCUAUCAGUCCCCUCCACAAAGGUAACGACAUCUUACAGUAUCCCAACUUCCUCAGUACCACGAGGACAGGUAACAUCCUGGUGUCUGACUGUGGGACCAGCUGUGUCGUGUGUCUGACCCCCGAGGGAGAUGUGGUAUUCUGCUACCGCCCUACAGGAGACACAGCACUGAAUUAUCCGCGGGGUAUCACAAGUACCAGCACAGGCGACAUCCUGGUUACAGACUACAAUCUAAACAGAGUCAUUCAUCUGACUGAGUCAGGACAGUUUGAACCUUUGAUCGCCACGUACAAAUAG